UGGCCUGGUCACCCAAGAAAAGGAUUAAAGAAGAGUUCAGUGUCACGUAGCUGCUGUAGAGGGAACUUGAGUGCUUGGGUCACUGCGUCAGCAGGAUGGUCUCGGUUCAGAGCUGCACCAGAAGAAGCAUGGCGAGCAUAGCUCCUGCUUUACCGGGCUUUGGAAGCUCCGGAAAGAGCUUUCUGAUUGAUAACCUGCUGAAAUCUCAACGGCCUGCAGCCCGACCUGAUGGAUCCUCAUGUGGGCAUCUCAGACAAGCGGCGUGUGAACAUCGGAGGAGAAUCUGGGGCCAGGAUGUCCACCUGGCACAAAGUCCACAACAGGGACCACUUUUGCAACACCCAGGCAUGCUCAGCAGUGUUUUCCUGCAGAGCUCGCAGUAUCUGCUGGCGUGCUGCGGUGGGUCCAGCCCCCCUCCUGUCCUCUCCAAAGGAGCAAACGUUAAAAUCUGGUCUCCUAAUGUAAGCCCUAAAUCACGCAGAGGGAUCCUCAGGAGGGCAGUGUUCUCUGAGGAACAGAGGAAGGAGCUGGAGAAGACUUUCAGACGACAGAAGUACAUCAGUAAAAUGGACAGAAACAAACUGGCAGCUGAUCUUAGUCUCAAAGAGUCGCAGGUGAAAAUUUGGUUCCAGAACCGUCGCAUGAAGUGGAGAAACCGCAAGGAGAAGGAGGUCCAUACCACUCAUUCCCCAAUGGAUGAGCUCAUGGUCAGAGGUCUCUCCCUGGUGGAGGAACAACCAUCACACAACCACACUAAUGCAGCCACAGAGCGCUCACCAUCACAGAAACCUACCAAAGGUGCAUGUAAGACCAAAAAAAGUUGAUUCAAAACAAAAUACUUUCUUUAGAACCUCCAACCCCAACUCUGAUACCAGAAGGGUCUCUGAAACAAUGGAAAAAAUAUGUUGAACACUGAUACUUCAAAAAUACUUUGGUUGGUAGUUUGAUUGGAUUUCAUUCCCUUUCAGACCAAAACUGAGUUGUUCUAUUUACUAUUUGCAUGUUAAACAUUUGUAUAUUUGUGUAGGCUUACACUUGCAACUGUAGCUCAGGAGGUAGAGCAGGUUGUCCAGUAAUCAGAAGGUUGCGGGUUUGAUCCCAGCUCCCAACAGAGAAUUCUGCUGUUGUGUCCUUUGGCAAGAAACUUAACCCACUUUGCCUGCCGGUGGUGGUCGGAGGGCCUGAUGGCACCUGUGCUCAGCAGCCUCGCCUCCAUCAGUGUGCCCUGGUCAGCUGUGGCUAUACUGUAGCUCAUCACCAUCAGUGUGUGUGUGUGUGAAUGGAUGAAUGACACUGUAGCGGUUUGGAGUCCUCUCACUCUGAAAGGUGCUAUAUAAGUGCGGGUCAUUUACCAUUAUCAUUAAUACCAUUUUCUAUUAAAUCCUUCAGAUUGUUUUGAAGUUGUAAAUAUUAUUUCAGAAUGAAUGAACUGUAAAUAAAGUGUUUAAUUGAAUCUGGUUUUUGCAAUCUACUUAUUUCUGGUGUAAAUCUUCUCAGUCGUUGUCCUGCCUCGUCAUUCUGCCGUUUGUGCACUGAAAUGGUGAUGUCCCAGUCUUGCUUUAGUCGGUGAGGUUGAAAUCCUGUUUCUGAUGAGAUUAGC
Messenger RNA from Nothobranchius furzeri (turquoise killifish), 1600 nucleotides. It is a transcript of the gene dbx2, whose product is annotated as developing brain homeobox 2. The record is from RefSeq and is a predicted model, not a curated record. Gene Ontology annotation, molecular function: DNA-binding transcription factor activity, RNA polymerase II-specific; DNA binding. Gene Ontology annotation, biological process: regulation of transcription by RNA polymerase II. Lineage: Eukaryota; Metazoa; Chordata; Actinopteri; Cyprinodontiformes; Nothobranchiidae.